Laetiporus sulphureus 93-53 is the source of this 548-nucleotide messenger RNA. RefSeq lists its product as uncharacterized. The coding region runs from base 1 to 525 and encodes 174 amino acids. Lineage: Eukaryota; Fungi; Basidiomycota; Agaricomycetes; Polyporales; Laetiporaceae. The transcript is spliced from 5 exons. The record is from RefSeq and is a predicted model, not a curated record.
AUGUACCUUGCUGCCAGAGCGCCGGCCACGUGGGUGCUCCUGGCUGGCUGGCUGGCCUUGUGGUGUAAUUUCAAGUUGAUGAAAUCCGGAAUCCUGCCGGGAAUGCUCAUACUAUGUCACACAACACUGCGUUCUCUUGAGCUAGGGGAGACCUUCCGGCGUGGAGUCUGGGAUGAUACGUUCAACAGCUGCAACCCUUCGACUGCUCAGCGCAGUUGCAACCGCUACCCGUGCCGCCGCAGAUAUCAGCGACGUCCACCACUAGGAGCAAACAGGCCUUCUGAGGGGGGGGGGGGGCUAGAGAUGACGUACCGAGCUGGAGUCUGGCAGGCACAGUUGCCUCUGGCGCAACUGCAGCUAUUGGCGUUCACGGGUCCGCAGGAACUACCGGUUGAGACAGACGCAACACAUCAACCUAUGAUCGAGGAGGCAAACGGCAGCAACAGGAGAAAGCGGACGUACGAGCAAUUAGACGGGCAGCUGCAGGAUUGUGCCAUGGUGAUUGCUCAGCUUCUUUCGCGAUGAAGGUUGCAAGUGGUGGAUAGACG